CUAAAAAAUCAAUUUUUAAGGGGUAGAAUUUUCCUAAUACAUAUUAUGUAUAACAAAAGUUUGUUAAUUUUGCCUCUCUUUUAAUUAGCAUUAUUACUUAAGUUGAGAGUUGAGAGAGUUAGAGAGAUUGAUUAAAUCAUCAAUGGAAGUCAUCAUCAUCAUCACCACCAUCACCCUCCUUCUAAUCUCUUUCUUCUUCCUCAAAUUCAUUACCAGAAGAAGAAACCCAACUCUUCCACCGGGACCCUUUGCUCUUCCCAUCAUCGGAAAUCUCUUAUUCAUCCGAAAAUCCUUCUCCCAACUCGAACCCAUCCUCCGCAACCUCCACGCCAACUACGGUCCCCUCGUCUCUCUCCACCUCGGCUCACGCCGCGCCGUCUUCAUAGCCGACCGUGUUUUAGCCCACCAAGCUCUAGUCCAAAACGGCGCCGUAUUCGCCGACCGUCCACCGGCUCUACCCACCGCUAAAAUCUUCAACAGUAAUCAGCACAGUAUCAGCUCAGCCAGGUACGGCUCGACUUGGCGGCUCCUGCGCCGAAACAUCAGCUCCGAAAUCCUACACCCUUCAAGGGUCAAGUGCUAUUCACGCGCUCGCAAAUGGGUUUUGGAUAUUCUCUUAAAACGACUCGAAUUGGAUUCACAAAACGCUGCCGUUUUGGCUCAUUUUCAGUACGCUAUGUUUUGUUUAUUGGUUUUGAUGUGUUUUGGGGUAAAUAAUAAGAUUGAUGAAACUAAGAUUAAAGAGAUUGAGAAUGUUCAACGUCGAUCGUUGUUGACUUUUUCAAGAUUCAAUAUACUCAAUGUGUUCCCAAGGUUGACUAAGAUUGUGUUUAGAAAAAGGUGGGAAGAGUUGUUGAAGCUGAGACAAGAACAAACUCAGAUUCUGUUACCUCUCAUAAAUUCUAGGAACAAGGUUGAUGAUGAUGAUGAUGAUUUUGUGGUUUGUUAUGUUGAUACUUUGUUGGGUUUAGAGUUAGGAGAGGAAAUGAGGAAGCUUGAUUCAGAUGAAAUGGUUAGUUUGUGUUCUGAGUUUUUGAAUGCUGGUACUGAUACAACCUCAACUGCAUUGCAAUGGAUCAUGGCUAAUUUAGUCAAAUAUCCCAAAAUUCAACACAAGAUUUAUGAUGAGAUUAAAGGGGUUGUUACAGCCAAGACCGGGGUGAUUGAAGAGGAGGAUUUGGAGAAGAUGAGUUAUUUGAAAGGUGUGAUUUUGGAAGGGUUAAGGAGACACCCUCCAGCUCAUUUUGUGUUGCCACAUGCAGUGAGUGAGGAUGUUGUUUUGGGUGGACAUUUGGUGCCUAAGAAUGGGAGUGUUAAUUUCAUGGUUGCUGAGAUGGGUUGGGAUCCAAAGGUGUGGGAGGAUCCUAUGGAGUUUAAACCAGAGAGGUUUAUUAAUGGUGAUGGUAGUAAGGUUGAGUUUGAUGUAAGUGGGAAUAGGGAGAUAAAGAUGAUGCCUUUUGGUGUUGGGAGGAGGAUAUGUCCUGCUCAUGCUUUGGCUAUGCUUCAUUUGGAGUAUUUUGUGGCUAAUUUGGUUUGGAAGUUUGAGUGGAAUAAGGUUAAUGAUGUUGAUGAUGUUGAUUUGUCUGAGGUACAAGAGUUCACAGUUGUUAUGAAGAAUCCUUUGCAUGCAUGCUUGACUCUCAGGAAACACUAGGAGACUACAUAUAUGAUAAAUAUGUCUAUCUGCAGUUGUUGGUUUAAUUGUGUCUUAAGUUAAUUAAGUUGAUCAAUAAAGAUAUUAUUUGGUGUGGUUUUCAUA
Molecule: messenger RNA, 1759 nt
Organism: Cannabis sativa
Lineage: Eukaryota; Viridiplantae; Streptophyta; Magnoliopsida; Rosales; Cannabaceae
Product: cytochrome P450 89A2
Exons: 2
Coding region: 143-1654 (503 amino acids)
Cellular component (GO): membrane
Molecular function (GO): heme binding; iron ion binding; oxidoreductase activity, acting on paired donors, with incorporation or reduction of molecular oxygen, NAD(P)H as one donor, and incorporation of one atom of oxygen
Source: RefSeq, a predicted model, not a curated record